AUGGAGCUAUUGGCCCCUAUGAGGCUUUAUACGUUGUCGAAAAGGCAUUUUGUCUUGGUCUUUGUUGUGUUUCUACUUUGCUUUGGCCUAACAGUUUUCAUUGGGAUUGCAGGUCCAAGGAUAAUUUCUGAGCAAGGACACAGCGGUGAGCAGCUACUAGUCAAGAAUUUCUCUGCAAAGACUGGCCCCUACCGUCUUGUAUCUCCUCCUCUCACUACAUACAAUCAACAGUUAUGGCUCAUAUGUUUGAUGGAGGUUGAUCACAGCAAUGUGGUAGAUUUUAAGCAGAGUUUUGAGAUCAAUGUGGAACUAAAAGGAGUAAUGCAGGAUGCCAGUGUGAUGCAUAUCAAUAACGUCCACCAGAAAUCUCGGAUGUUGCACUGUAGCACAUUUAAAUGUGACGAGAUCAUAGUAUUACACUUAGGAUUCCUGAACUACACACAAUACCAGGUGACUGUCCGUUUUAAAGGACUUGAAAACAUCACACAUGAUAUGAAAUCCAACUUUGUGUGGAAAAUGUACAAUCCCACCUUUUCUCAAGUGGAGAUAUGGUUUCGCUUCGUAUUUGUGGUCAUGACUUUCGUUGUAACGUGCCUGUUUGCUCACUCACUGAGGAAGUUCUCCAUGAGGGAUUGGGGCAUUGAACAAAAAUGGAUGUCUGUCCUGCUUCCUCUGCUUUUACUUUACAAUGAUCCAUUUUUCCCAUUGUCCUUCCUGGUGAACAGCUGGUUUCCCGGGACGUUGGAUGCAUUUUUCCAGGCACUUUUUCUUUGUGCUCUUCUGUUAUUCUGGCUCUGUGUUUACCACGGCAUCAGGGUUCAGGGGGAGAGGAAGUGUCUGACAUUUUACCUUCCAAAGUUGAUAAUUGUUGGACUUCUGUGGCUCUCGGCAGUGACACUGGGCAUAUGGCAAACAGUAAAUGAACUUCAGGACCCGACAUAUCAGUACAAGGUGGACAUUGGUAACUUCCAGGGCAUGAAAGUCUUCUUCCUUAUUGUGGUUUCUCUCUACAUUCUCUACCUCAUUUUCUUGAUCGUCAGGGCCUGUUCUGAACUCAAGAACAUGCCAUACUCUGAUCUCCGAUUGAAGUUUUUGACUGCUUUGACGUUUGUUGUCCUUAUAAUAAGCAUGGUUAUUCUCUACCUGAGGUUUGGUGCCAAAGCUCUCCAGGACAAUUUUGUAGCAGAGCUGUCCACUCAUUAUCAGAAUUCAGCUGAAUUUCUGUCUUUCUAUGGUUUACUAAACUUUUACUUAUACACAUUAGCGUUUGUGUAUUCGCCAUCCAAAAAUGCCCUGUAUGACUCCCAGCUCAAGGAUAACCCUGCUUUCUCCAUGCUAAAUGAUUCCGAUGAUGAAGUUAUAUAUGGUAGUGAAUAUGAAGAUAUGCCUUUACAAAACGGACGUGCAAUCAAAGUAACUGCCAAAUACCAGGACGAGACCGACAGCGACUGA
This is a messenger RNA of Knipowitschia caucasica, 1452 nucleotides long. Lineage: Eukaryota; Metazoa; Chordata; Actinopteri; Gobiiformes; Gobiidae. The record is from the annotation of a GenBank genome assembly.